Aspergillus tubingensis is the source of this 1176-nucleotide messenger RNA. RefSeq names its product t-SNARE syntaxin TLG2. Gene Ontology annotation, cellular component: membrane; endomembrane system; SNARE complex. Gene Ontology annotation, biological process: vesicle fusion; intracellular protein transport; vesicle-mediated transport. The record is from RefSeq and is a predicted model, not a curated record. Bases 1 to 1176 code for a protein of 391 amino acids. The transcript has 4 exons. NCBI's taxonomy places the organism in Eukaryota, Fungi, Ascomycota, Eurotiomycetes, Eurotiales, Aspergillaceae. Gene Ontology annotation, molecular function: SNAP receptor activity; SNARE binding.
AUGUGGCGGGACCGGACCAACCUCUACAUAUCCUACCGCCAGUCGUUCGCGCAUCAUCCAGCCAAGAAGCCACGUUAUCUCGGAGCUUCCAAUGGCUUCUCCGAUAGCCUGUCGCAGCCUGAAGAAAGCCGGCGACUCAUUUCAGAAACCGGCGGUCUCGACGACGAUGGCGACGCAAUUAUCGAGAUGGACGUUUUACCCCCGCGCUGGGUUGACGUACAGGAGGAAGUGACGGAGCUACUUGCGGACAUUGCGCAGAAGUCCUCCCACCUCGAUAAGCUACACCAGAAACACCUUCUACCCGGAUUCGGAGACGAGGACGUACGAAAGCAAGAUGAGUUAGUUAUAGAGAGGCUCACACAGGAUAUCACCCGCUCCUUUCAUGAAUGCCAGAAAGCGGUUAAGAAGAUCGAGACGAUGGUACGGGAAGCUCAACAACAAGGUGGAGUUAGCAGCGGCGAUGAAACCAUGGCCAAGAACCUGCAGAUAUCUCUUGCAGCUAGGGUACAAGAGGCUAGUGCUCGGUUCCGGAAGAAACAAAGUACCUAUUUGAAGAAGUUACGAGGACUGGAGGGUGGAUCAGCGCCAUUUGAACGCUCGCCGACACCGAUGCAGAACCCAUACACAGACCCGUCGCUAAUGGAGUCCGAUGCGGACAAAUCGUUCUCGCAAUCUACGCUGAUGCAGACGUCGCAACGACUGACGGGCCAGAACGAUGCCGCCAUUGAACAGCGGGAGCGCGAAAUCAACGACAUCGCGAAAGGAAUCAUUGAGCUGUCGGAUAUUUUCCGGGAGCUGCAGUCUAUGGUUAUCGAUCAGGGUACCAUGCUAGAUCGGAUUGACUAUAAUAUCGAGCGGAUGGGCACGGAGGUCAAGGCCGCGGAUAAAGAGCUGAAAGUGGCUACAAACUACCAACGACGUACAGUGAAGCGCAAGAUCAUGCUCCUGCUGGUGAUCAUAGUCGCAGGCCUGUUUAUUGUUCUACUAGUCAAGCCGAAGAAACACAGUUCCCCGGAUCCCGCUCCGGCACCGGCGCCGCCACCUCCCCCACAAACUAAUGAACAGCCGCCCGCAAUGACUCCUCGUGCCUUCCAUACCAUAUACCGCCGCAAGAGGAGUCCCUCUUCGUUACGGAUUGCGAGGAACAAAUGGGGUGAUCCGGAUAUAUUUCGAUAG